Paramisgurnus dabryanus is the source of this 3952-nucleotide messenger RNA. RefSeq lists its product as uncharacterized. The record is from RefSeq and is a predicted model, not a curated record. NCBI's taxonomy places the organism in Eukaryota, Metazoa, Chordata, Actinopteri, Cypriniformes, Cobitidae.
UCGGUUGAGAGUUUGUAUGAGGUAAAUAAAGCAAUAACAAUAUAGCUUAAUUUCAAUCAAAUGUACUCUAAAAAUUUAAGUGGAGCAAUUUUAAAUAAUAUUAGAUUAUAGUAAUACUUUAUUAUAAAGUACUGAGAGUCGCUCUCUAGUAUUGGAGCUCACAUUUAGGGUCUUUCUUUUAUAUGAAUACAAGGCGAUGAGCAAAAAUAUUAUCCUUACUUUCCAAGCUAUGCAGGUCUGUUUCUGAAGAUGCUGAAGAAACAAUCUUAAAUAACAAAAUCUUCAGUGAAGUCACUAUCACACCAGUUCAUCUAUAAAUACUGUGAAGAAGUCAAACAAGCAGCUGCUGUCACAACACAUUCAACUACUCUACUAUUCUGAUCCACUGUUGUAAUGAUGGAGUGUGUUAAAGAGGAGACUGAUCCUGAAUCAUUUACAAAAACACCUCAACAUACUCAACAACAAAGAGACUUGGUAGAAGAGAAAGAGGAAGAUGAAGAACGCAAUGAAGAGAAGGAUGAACAUCAGGAUCACAAUUUUAUGACUGACAGCUGCUCAGAAACUGAUGAGACUUCCCUUCAAGAAAGUGUUGAUGCCAAAAUUGUUUUUGAAUGCCAUCUUUGUGGUAAGACUUUCUCACAAAAAACGUACCUAAAGUAUCACCAAAGGAUUCACACUGGUGAGAGGCCUUACGCAUGCUCCCACUGUGAAAAGACUUUCAUCCAUAAAAGCCAUCUUAAUAAUCACAUGAUAAAUCACACUGGUGAGAAACCCCACGCAUGCUCCCAGUGUGAGAAGACUUUCCUCCAAAAAUAUCAACUUAAGUACCACAUGAUGAUUCACGCAGGUGAGAGGCCUUUUGCCUGUCCUCAUUGUGAUAAACGUUAUAUUAAUAAAGGAAGUCUUAAUGUUCACGUAAAAACUCACAGUACUAAAAGGCCGUACAUCUGCCAUCAAUGUGGAAAGAGUUUCACAUUUAAAGGAACUCUUAAGAGUCAUAUGAUAACUCACACUCACACAAAGCCUUUCUCUUGCUCUCACUGUGGAAAGAGUUUUUUACGUAAGGGACACUUAAAAUCUCAUGUGAAAAUCCACACUAGUGAAAAGCCGUACACCUGCUCUCAUUGUGGAAAGAGUUUCUCAUUUAAAUCGAAUCUACAGGAGCACAUACGGGUUCACACUGGAGAGAAACCUUUCACAUGCCCUCAGUGUGAUAAGAGAUUUAAACAUCAAGGAGCUCUUAGGUAUCACAUAAGAAUUCAUACAGGUGAGAAACCUUACGCGUGCCAUCUGUGUGAUAAGACUUAUACACAAAAAGAAAGUCUUAGGUAUCACAUACGAGUUCAUACAGGUGAGAAGCCGUACUCGUGCCAUCUGUGUGAUAAGAGUUACAUACAAGCACAAGGUCUCAGAGUUCAUCUGCGCUUUCACUUGAAGGAAAGGCCGUUUAGCUGCGAUCAGUGCGAUAAGACGUUUGUUGCAGCAGCGCAGCUAAAAAGGCACCUACUGACUCAUUCAGAUGAGAGGCCGUAUUUGUGUUCUGUUUGUGGGAAGGGGUUUAUAUGUGUCGGGACUCGUAAUAGGCACCAGAAGGAACAUGAAGGUCUGAGAAACCAUGUGUGCUCUGAGUGUGGAAAAGCCUUUAUGAACAUCUCAACCCUAAGGCGGCACCAAAAGAUCCAUAAAGAAAAACCCUAAAACUCUCACAGAGAAAACUGCUGUCUGCAAAGAUCAACUUCAGUCUUCAGGUCCAAGCACAAUGAAAUGCAGAUAAACCUCACAACUGAAUUACUCCAAAAAUAAUUAUUUCAAUGCAUUAUCCAGAGAAGGGCUCCUUGAUAGGCAGCCUUGGGCCAAAUCCGGCCCACAAGAGAUAAAGGUUUGGCCCCAUAAACUCAAAUAUCAUUGUAAAGGAUUGCUAUGACAAACUUUGUCCCAACAUUAGAGGUAUGAAUUGAGUAAUAGCUCUUUACUCGCAAGCUACACAAAUGCGCACAUACAGAUCGACAACUUGUGCACACAAAAUUUUCCCUCAUGUCUUGACCGGACAAAUACACAAAACAAUCUCUGCAAGUAUUCUUGUGAAAACAAGUAUUUAUCUCCUGAAGUAAACAUAAUUAGUUGAGAAAGAAAUUAGAUUUUUAAUGACAUAUGGCUCAGUGCAGAACUCACUCGUAAAAUGAAAGUUUUUAUAAUUUUUAAGGCUAUUAUUUUAAUGUGUAUUUAAGUACUUACAAAGAACUUUAAAGGUAUAUCGGAAGAUUUUACUGAAUUAUUUAAAAGAUCCUCCUCUCCACUUUAAAAAAAAAAGCACGGGAGAGAGAGCAUGCAGGAGCCUAGUUCUUCUCUUCGCUCUGUUAACAAGUUGCUGUCGGCAUAUUUACCGUGUCUGUGUGGUUCGUGAGUGACUUGUGCCAGGGCUAGCAUCGCUAAUCAUAGCUUACAUCAACUUUUACGAGCAGUGAUUUUAAAUGGAUUUUUCCGAAUAGCAUGACAAACUUUACCUGUCGAGUACAAACUUCGCGUGGGAAGCCCAACCUGUGCUUUUAGUGCACGCCAGCGUGUGAAAUAGUCUCCCAAAAACACUCUGGUCUUGUUUCUUUCUUCAGAGGCCUUUCUCUUCUUGUCAUACAAUUCGUAAACACUUUUUCUCUUGCGACCCUCAGACAUUUUGAAAAAAAAAACACAGUGAGAACGCGAGCUUCAAUGAAUGGUUGAAACCGUAACCCACCACACAUAUACACCUAAAAGUGUGCAUGUGCAGAAAGCAAACCUAGGGACGAGUAUGAUGGUUAUACGUCAACAUAUCAGAAUAAUUGACAACUGGAAUGACCAAUAAUCUAGAUGAUCCACCCGUAAAAAGAAAAUCUUCCGCUAUAUCUUUAAAGGGGACAGAGAAUGAAAAACCAUUUUUACCUCGUCUUUGUUGAAUAAUGGUAGUUUACCCGCAUUCACAAACAUACAAAAAGUGCUAGACAUGCUAAACAUCUCAGUCUUAUAGAAAUUCCUCUUUUAGAAAUGUCAGCCAGAAAACGGCCCAAUUUGAAAAACUGAUGCUUAUGACAUCACAGGCAUCUCACUGCCCCGCCUCUUUAAAAUAAUUGGCAACCUUUUUUGAGUGGCAGCAAAGUCAGCCAAUCAGUAAUGAGAUUGCAAGUUAAGCCAGUAAGGGGAGCCAAAUAGGUGCAAAACCACUUCUUUAAAAUCCCCCACCCUAAUAGAGCUAUCUGAGAGAGGUUUUUAGGAAGCUUCUAAGGCAUUACAGACCCAAACAAAAAAUUUUUUGUCUACAUGUCACAUCACAGAACAAGGAUAAAUACCCUGUUCAAUCAUUCUAUGUCACCUUUAAAUUAUUUAAGUAUUAAUGCUUAAGUAUAAAAUGGAAAGCAAAUUUUUAUUUGCCCCCAUAUCUGUUUUUCUCAUUGGAAAAAUGCUUAAUGGCAAUCCGUGACUGGAAAAAUUUAGAUUUUUUUCAAAGCAAUAAAACAAACAAUUAAUCCUCAUAAUUGCUAAAGCCCUAAAACAGUCUUUUUAAAAUAGUUUAUUUAUAUAACAAGCAAAAUAAACAACAUGUAGAUUACCUAGGAAACCAAAACAUUUGUUAUUUUCGACGAGGUAUUUGUUCAAGAGUUCAGUUUAGAAACUAGUCAGACCAUUAAACAAACUAAAAACGGAGGUAAAGUUCUGACCAGACGCAUAAUCGCAUCACCGCAUGUGCGUUCGAUUGAAGUGUCUCAACUCAUGGUGGCCAAAGUGCUUUCAAUAAAACAAGCAUGGCAAUCCAGAUUUAUUUUCCGUUAAAUAACAUCAUUAAAUACAGCAACAAUAGCAGAGCUUACAUUGUGAUCAGUGUCCCUUGGCUUUGUAUUAUUGGCGAUAUUUGGCCUAUGGUGAAAACUAAUUGAGGAACCCUGAUUUGCAGUAUGUUGUUUAAAUGGAGUGACUUUUUUAU